GAGAGAGAGAGAGAGAGAGAGAGAGAGAGAGAGCGCACUCGCGGUAUAUCAACUGUAUGUGAAAUGAGCUAUUGUUAUCAGAUAAAUACCUCGUCGUUAAACAAGCUGAAGAUACAGCACCCCGGCUAAGGUACAUGUAUGUGGACUAAGAUAGAUAUAUCUCUACUCGUAUGAACAAGUUGCUUGUGUACGGUUGUUUAUUGUUUUAAAACGUAUCAAAUAUACUCCGAAUCUGAUUGCUGAUUUGAAAUGAAUCUUUCCUCCAAAAUCAUCACCACGUCUUCUCACACACAGAACAGGGGGGCAUGUGACUGGGGCUGGUGCGGACUAGUGGGGUACGGAUCACAUCGUUACGUAGUGGUGGCGGAUCUAGCUUCUUCACAGGUUACUCAAGUUCUUGGUAUCCACAAAGAAAACGUCACUUGCGUCAAAUGGAAACCUGAGGACACACACCAUGACGUUGUAGUAAAUCCCUACACGUUGACAUUAGCAGCAGGCGAUACGUCAGGUGACGUCAUCAUAUGGAACGUCACGAAAGGAGAACUCAAAUCAACGUUUUCCGGUAAUGGUCGGUCGGUGCGAGAUAUUACAUGGAAUACAAACCCAGAAACGAGCGAAGCAUCAAUACUCGUGUUAUACAACAAAAGUGAUGUCAUCAUGUGGGAUUUUCUGACUUCAUCACAACUAUGGAGAACCUCGUUUUCAGAACCUGUUUCAAACAUAUCCAUCGAUCCUUUCAACAGAAAUAAUGCCAUUUUUCUGUGUGACGACAGCUCUAUCCUGAUGAUUGAUGACCUUCAGCCAAGAGCUGCACCAUCUCAGAAAUACAGGCGAAUCAAUUUUUAUGGAGCAACAGGACCUUCAAAAGAAACAGUACAACCUGGUGAGGACUCCGGAGGUUUAAGAAGAAACUCCUCUUCCUUGAACAAAUUCAUAAAUAUGACAACGUCUCUCAUCACGGGAAGUGCCGAUUCUAGAUCAAGCAGGAAAAGCGUCUCGGAGGAUGACAAGACGUCACAGUGUCUACAGGUCGUCUAUCAUCCGGGCAUUCGUCACGUGGUCUUUAUGGUGUACCCUACUCAAGUAGACAUCAUCGACGUCGAAGUCUGUAUCGUUGUGUCCACCAUUCGGCUUGACUCCAAGUCGUCUUUCUUUGUGCGGGUGUUACCAUGUAAACAGAAGGAUGUCCUAUAUUGUCUUCAUGAGAAUGGCUGCAUCACUAUACGUGUCCGACGCCAAGAUAAGUCACACUGUACUUACACAGAGAGCCAAAGGACCCAGCCAAGCACACCUGUGUCCCCAGAAUACGUAGAAGCCCCAUCAGAGAGAUCAGAUAUAGCCUACGACUUGAUAUGGCAGUCGGACGCCGUGCGCCUCAGUAACCAGAGCACUGUCUAUGGAUUCUGUGUACAUCCGGGCUCUGAAACAGGAGCGGCGCUCAUUUUCAGUGACGGCAAGAUCCUGCUCUGGGAACUUGUUAAUACACGGGACAGCGGUUGGAUAUUAGAAGACGUGCUUCCAGGACUUAGCGUCAAAGGGCAGAAGAACUUGCUCAUGGACGGGAACCGUUUUCUGCUGACGGGGAUGAUCAAAGGGUUUCCUUCUUACAUAAGUACUAUCAAAUCCAACUUGCAGAAGCCUUUGACCACCAUAAAUGGCAUGGAGAGUAAACCCAAGGAAGCCCUUCUAGCGCUGGGAUUGGACAAUGGGGCAAUUCUAAUACUCGACAUUCAAACUGGACAUAUUGAAAGAGAACUCAGUGUUCAUUCAAAUACAGUAAAGGGGAUCGAAUGGCUUUAUCAAGACACCCUGUUUUCUUGGACGUGUUCGAGAAGUGGAGGUUCCAGUUCAAUGGGCCGGAACGAAAUUUUGCUGACCACCAUUCAGUCAGGUAUGGUUGAGGUUUUCAGACACCGAAAUAAACUAGAAAGCAUAAUCACGGAUAUCAAGGUAUCCCCUCUCAGGCAGUACGCAGUGAUCAGCUUUAAAGCCCAAGGCCUGGAGGUGUGGUGCCUACAGACCAAGUCUUUGCUCAGAGAAAUGCACGACAAGUUCCACCACCCGCGUGCUUUGACAUGGGCACCAACGUUUACAUGGAAGACUGUUGUCAUACAUAGAACGCCCAAUGUUAUCAACAAAGACUUCUCAGAAAUGAGCCAAGCGGACAUACACAACCUCCUGCAUGACCGUGAGAGCCGGCGGGUGGCCCGGGAACAGUGCGUGCUGGCGGACAGGGACGGGGCGAUCUGUCGCAUCACGCUGGAGGAACGAGCCAUUUCCGACCUCACCAUUUUUCCUCCUGAGGUUAACGGCAUGUCGUCAGUGACACACAUCGCCAUGAAAGAUGAUAUCAUGAUACUCGGUGACGUCACUGGCGCAUUGUACCUCAUGAAUACUUCCAAGAAAACUAUGAAAAGUGCACCUAAGCCGUACUCUGGGAUGCGGACCAUUCUGUUUCAUCCCACCAGCACGGACCAUCGGUUCUCCGUGAUGUACGACCAGGGGAUGGAUGUAUGGAUGUUACCCCAGAAUCAGGACCAGUUGAAGCUUUUGAGAUCAUUUAAGCACAAUAAAUCUACCCCAAAAAUACAGAUCAUGGAAUGGGCGGAUCUUAACCAUAUCAGCAUGGUGAUGGAUGACGGAAGUAUCCACAUAGUGGAUAUAACGUCAUCAAAAAUCACGUGUUCAUGGAUUCAACGGAAUUUAAUGAACACGGAGUUCUGUCCCCAUACUCUGCCCGCCCAAGCCUCCACAUUACUGAAGUAUCUGCUACAAAACGCCAGCUCUCCUGACAUGGUCUAUAGACUGAGCAGUGAUAAAGAGUACCUACGGCCCUGCAUCGACGAUCAGUUACAGCUUAUCGACAGGGACACAUUGAACCGUUUGACACAUAUCAACUCUAGUACUGGACAACGUUGUUUGCUAACUGCACGGGUGUUUGGUGACGAGUUCGAUGUGAACUUUUGGACCGCGGCUCUUUAUUUCUUAUCUCGUGCAAGAGAUCAACGUGACAAUUUUAAAGACCAACUUCUUCUGUCUAUGGAUGAUUGCCAAUCACUGACAUCCACCGGAAGUACAGUAGAAACCGGAAGUGAUGCUGUUCAUAGUUCUGACAGAAUACUACUCGAUUGCCUCCAAUCCCAGUCUUGUUUUUUGAGACAACAGCUACACAGAGUGGAGCAACACAACAAAAAGAGAACAUCCACAGAGCACAGGCAGAAGUGUAUAGAACAUUUCACCAUGAUGGGAAGAGAAGAAGAGGCGACUAAAAUUCUACUGGAAACGGACUUCCAAUCCGGACACUAUCGUGAAGAUUAUUUACAAGCAUGUUUGAUGUCAUGUGACAGAACCAAUACAACAGCACAAAGCACUCUAAAACUUGUAGCCACACAUCUUAUCAUUUCGGGAAAACUACAAGAGGGGGUAGAGAUCCUGUGUCUUCUGGGUAAGGUAUUGGAUGCAUGUAAAUAUCUACAGACCUACGACCAAUGGCAACAGGCAGCAUGGCUGGCGAAGUUGAUGUUAAGCGACAAAGAAUGUGAAGAAAUAUAUUUGAAGUGGAUAGAGCACCUAAUAUCUGGCAAACAGAUGCUGCAAGCUAUAUUCAUCAUGAUGUCAUUAGGAAAGUUUGAUGACGUUUUGAAAACGCUACUCUACAUUGGUUACCUAGAGACGGGGGUCUCUUUUCUCAAAGCCUGUCAAGAACAUGGAUUCCAGUUACCAAAAGAUGAAUCUGAGGCAAUCCUGGAGAAAUACGGCUCACAUAUAGAACGAUUGGGAUUGGUCGUAUCAGACUGACUCUCCUUGUGUAGGUAUGUGUACGUAUUGAUAUAGAGGAAGCUGAGAAUCUUAAAAAGAACCAUCUUGUACGCAAUUUAGCUGUCUCGUAUUUGUACGUGUGAUCAGAUGAUUAAUAUGUGUGCACAAUUAUCAUUACACAUACUAGUAAACAUAAUUAUUAAUAUUUGACUUGCAAACAGUGUGAACCAAUACAUAUACUUGCUACUUAAGAUCUACCUAUUUGAAUUGUCAAUAUACAAUGCAGUUUUAUCCCUUGAUGUGUCAUCUUCCCAUCUUCUCACAAAGCGAUGUGGAUCAGAAACCCUUGACUUAGGAAGAUGUUGAUGUGUCAAUUAGUUUCAGCACAGAAUGUUGUAAAAUACCCAGGAUUUGAAAAAUAUAAUAUAUAUAAUCAUAUCUAUUCUUUGAUGUAUACCAUAUUUAGUUAUAAGUACAAUGUAUACUUAUUAACGAGUUUCUUGUCCUUUGUUUUCAUGUCAAAGAUACAACUCUAUGUGUAUAUUAGACUGAAGUCAUAUAUGUCCUAUUUCUGAAUGUUGCAAGAGCUUGUAGAAUUUCUGAAAGGUAAACUAUCUGUAUAUCUGGUCAAAAGGUUGGCUUCUAAUAAAACGUUGAUGGAAAAGACAGAUAAAAAUGUCAUAUAGAUAAUCUUAAUCAGAUAAAGAAAAUUCUGAUGUCAACAUGAAUAAAAAACUAUUAAAAACAGCUGUAACGGAUGACAAACGGUUGUCUGUUUAAAAAAAAAUGAAUUUCAAUUAAGGAUUUGUAGUAUAGAAAGCUAAAUGGC
Magallana angulata is the source of this 4588-nucleotide messenger RNA. Its product is annotated as WD repeat-containing protein 11-like. Bases 250 to 3798 code for a protein of 1182 amino acids. Gene Ontology annotation, cellular component: cytoplasm. Lineage: Eukaryota; Metazoa; Mollusca; Bivalvia; Ostreida; Ostreidae. The transcript has 31 exons. The record is from RefSeq and is a predicted model, not a curated record. Gene Ontology annotation, molecular function: protein binding.